Gadus morhua (Atlantic cod) is the source of this 3048-nucleotide messenger RNA. It is a transcript of the gene cdc5l, whose product is annotated as CDC5 cell division cycle 5-like (S. pombe). Gene Ontology annotation, biological process: mRNA splicing, via spliceosome; regulation of transcription by RNA polymerase II. Gene Ontology annotation, molecular function: DNA-binding transcription factor activity, RNA polymerase II-specific; RNA polymerase II transcription regulatory region sequence-specific DNA binding. The transcript has 19 exons. Lineage: Eukaryota; Metazoa; Chordata; Actinopteri; Gadiformes; Gadidae. Gene Ontology annotation, cellular component: Prp19 complex; spliceosomal complex. The coding region runs from base 167 to 2605 and encodes 812 amino acids. The record is from RefSeq and is a predicted model, not a curated record.
GACAUAAUUUCCGGUUGGCGAUUUCCGGUCGGAACACGUUUGUUACUUCGUCAUUAGUUCUUGGUCGGUGUACUUCAUGUUAUGAUUGUGGAUCGUUUAAAAUAAGUGUUGAUCUGAAGAUAAAUAACGGAUUGUUCCUAAAGAAAGAGAACAACACGCCGCCAAGAUGCCACGAAUUAUGAUCAAAGGAGGCGUGUGGCGCAACACGGAGGAUGAGAUCCUAAAGGCAGCGGUGAUGAAGUACGGGAAGAACCAGUGGUCCCGUAUCGCGUCGCUGCUGCACCGCAAGUCGGCCAAGCAGUGUAAGGCCAGAUGGUAUGAGUGGCUCGACCCCAGCAUCAAGAAGACUGAGUGGUCCAGAGAGGAGGAGGAGAAGCUGCUUCAUCUGGCCAAGCUGAUGCCCACCCAGUGGAGAACCAUCGCUCCCAUCAUCGGACGUACCGCUGCCCAGUGCCUGGAGCACUACGAAUACCUCCUAGACAAAGCUGCCCAGAGGGAUAAUGAGGAGGAGGGUGGCGAUGACCCCCGCAAAUUAAAACCAGGAGAGAUUGACCCCAACCCUGAGACGAAGCCCGCCCGACCCGACCCGGUGGACAUGGAUGAAGAUGAGCUGGAGAUGCUGUCAGAAGCCCGGGCCAGGCUAGCCAACACCCAGGGUAAAAAGGCCAAGAGGAAGGCCAGGGAGAAGCAGCUGGAGGAGGCCAGGCGUCUGGCUGCACUUCAGAAACGACGGGAGCUGAGGGCGGCAGGCAUAGAUGUCCAGAAGAAGAGGAAGAAGAAGAGGGGGGUCGACUACAACGCCGAAAUCCCCUUUCAGAAGAAACCCGCCCAGGGCUUCUACGACACCAGCAUGGAGGAGUACAAUGCGCUGGAGCCAAACUUUAAAAGGCUUCGCCAGCAGCACCUGGAGGGAGAGCUACGCAAUGAGCGCGAGGAGCGGGACAGGAAGAAGGACAAGCAAAAGAUCAAGAAGAAGAAGGAGAAUGACCUGCCAUCUGCCAUCAUCCAGACCAGCGGCGUGGCAGAGUUCACCAAGAAGCGCUCUAAGCUGGUGCUGCCGGCUCCGCAGAUCAGCGACGCGGAGCUUGAGGAGGUUGUGAAGGUGGGUGUGGCCAGCGAGGCGGCCCGCCAGGCCGCGGAGGAGAGCGAGAGCGGCAACUCUGCCUCCUCUGCCCUCCUCUCGGAGUACAACCUGACAAACAACCAGGGCCUCCGCACUCCCCGCACGCCGGCCGCCCAGGACAAGAUCAUGCAGGAGGCCCAGAACCUGAUGGCUCUGACAAACAUAGACACGCCCCUGAAAGGGGGCCUGAACACGCCGCUGCACCAGAGCGACUUCAGCGGCUCCACCCCUCAGCGCCAGCAGGUGCAGACGCCCAACACCGUCAUCACCACACCCUUCAGAACUCCAAGUCAGAGCCAGGGGGCGGAAAGCCUGACCCCCCAAGCCGGAGCCGCAGGGGGCCUGACCCCCCGUGGGGCCCUCACCCCCGGGACCACCCCCAGCCGCACGCCCUUAAGGGACAAGCUCAACAUCAACAGUGAGGAGCAGCUUGCGGACCCUGCGUACGCCAAACACCUGCUGAGGGAAAGCCUACAGCAGCUGAAGCAAGGCCUGAUGUCACUUCCUGUUCCCAAGAACGACUUUGAGAUUGUGCUUCCGGAAAAUGCAGAGAGUGGGCUGGAAGACACAGAGACGCCUGCAGGGUUCAUUGAGGAUGCUAGCGACAUGGAGAACCGCAAGCAGGCUGUGCGGGACUUUGAGCGAGAGAAGGAGCUGAAGCUGCGUCACACUCCGGUGCGAAGGAAUCUGCCAAGACCCACAGAGGUCAAUGAGUCAGUACUUAGGCCCGCCUCCGUUGAGCCCCUUUCUGACCUCCAAUUGGCUGAGGAGUUGAUCAAACAAGAGAUGAUCACCAUGCUGCACUUUGACUGCCUGCACCAUCCUUCGACUGCCUCAGCCAGCCAACUGCAGCGCUUCAAGUCCAGAGGGACCGCCUCCGCAUCCAACAACGCCUCUCACAUCGCAUACCUUGAGUCGAACAGCUACCAGCCAAUCAGCACAGAGGAGAUGGAGCAGGCCUCAGGUCUCCUGGUAGCAGAGAUGGACGUGGUGAAGUCAGGGAUGAGCCACGGAGACCUCAGCAUGGAGGCGUACAGCCAGGUGUGGGAGGAGUGCUACGGCCAGGUGCUGUACCUCCCGGGCCAGAACAGGUACACCAGAGCUAACCUGGCCUCCAAGAAGGACCGCAUUGAGAGCCUUGAGAAGAAACUAGAGGUCAACCGGGGUCACAUGACGGCGGAGGCCCGCAGAGCAGCCAAGCUGGAGAAGAAACUCAAAGUGCUGCUGGGAGGCUUCCAGUCCAGAGCACUGGGACUUCUGAAGCAGCACAACGAGCUCUGGGAGCAGGUGGAGCAGGCAGCGACCGAGCUGCAGACCUUCACACAGCUGAAGAAACAGGAAGAUCUGGCUAUACCCCGGCGACAGGAGGGCUUGCGGGAGGACGUUGAGAGGCAGAUGGAGAGAGAGCGCGAGCUGCAGCACAGAUAUGGAGACCUUCUCAUGGACAGAGAGACGGUGCUCUCUAACCCCCAGAAGUACUGACUCGGCCCGCUCCCACAUUUUGGUGUCUGGCUCGACACGUGACCUUUGGGCUGAUUCUAUCUAGUAUCAGAUCUAGAACAUGCUUUACCUUUACACACAUUCCAGCACAGUUCAAGUCAUUUGGGUGCAGUGUUGCCAGAUUGGUUGGGAAAUCUGGAAACCCUGCUUGGGCUUGGUGUUUGAGUCCAGGUAUUUUGUCUAUAUAACUGGGCCUCAUCUAACGAUGUGACAGUGGCCUUUAUACAGACACUUACUGCUCAUCUAACUUCACGGUAACAAUGGGGACAACAUUUCUUGCUCCUGUAACAUGCAUCUUCUGACUGAUUAGAACCUGUGUGUGGCCGCUAAUGUAAUUUGUCGAGUGAUAUCCAAGGCUUUGUGAGCAUGCUCAGUCGAGGUAUUGGAUUCUGUACUAGUGAUAAUAAAGUUACUUUUUGACAAAU